CUUAGGCUCGCUUAGUUUUUAUCUCUUAUCCAAAACUGCUACUGAGUUAUGAUUGUUGUAAAAGUAUGAGCAAAGUACAACCUGCUGAGCAGGUUUUGUUUUCAGCACUUCAAUGUUCAAUCUGCAAUCGACGUCUUGUCUUUAGUCUUCCAGAGACAUCGUUGGCAUCGUAUGCCAAGUGGCUUAAUUCGCUGAAGUUAUAUACAUUAAAAAUCGUGUUUCUGUAGUUCGAUACGUGAAAAGUUUUAAGGUAGUCUUUUUUUAACGUACAUACCUAUGCAAAUGUAUGUAGUGGGUUUCGUACUAAAAAAAACGUAAUUUUUAUCUAACUCCGGCUUUAGCGCUUACAUGUCAAAAUUGUAACUUUCUUAAUUUGUACGUGCAUACUUUAACAUCAAUUAAGUAUAUAACAAAUAUAUACUUAGGUAUAUGACUAGGUCUACCUAUAUACAUACAUAAGAAGUGGCAAUGCAAGGCCGAAGGCAUACAUUUUGUACGAAGCUCUAUAGUACUUAUUUACGAAAAUGGUGGAUUACGAUAGCAUUCGCAAUAUCCCUCAUUAUUCUUGGAAUUCUGGUUACUUGUGAAUUUACAGCGCUAAUUAAUGUAAUAAUAAACUAUCAAGUUGCCCUUCGGCCGGGAAGUCAAACAUUUGGAUGGUGGGCUAAGCCACCUGUAGAACCGAAAAUAUCAGUUUACGUUUAUAAUGUCACAAAUGCAAACGAGUUUUUGAAUAAUGCUUCCAAACCAAUUCUUGAUGAAGUGGGCCCUUAUGUUUACACGGAGUCGUGGGAAAAAGUCAAUAUUGUUGAAAAUGAAAACGGCACAUUAAGUUAUAAUUUGAAAAAAGUUUACAUUUUUCGAGAAGAUUUGUCAUUUGGAAUGGAAGAUGAUGUUGUAAUUGUUCCUAAUAUCCCGAUGUUAAGUGCAACGUCUCAAAGCAAACAUGCAGCUAGAUUUUUGCGACUUGCCAUGGCUAGUAUAAUGGAUAUUUUGAAAAUAAAGCCAUUUGUUCAAGUCUCUGUUGGUCAGCUAUUAUGGGGCUAUGAGGAUCCACUUCUUAAAUUAGCUAAAGAUGUUGUACCUAAGGAGCAAAAGCUGCCAUAUGAAGAAUUUGGAUUAAUGUACGGUAAAAAUGGGACGUCUACUGAUCGCGUUACUAUUUUCACAGGAGUAAAUGACAUAAAACAGUACGGAAUAAUCGAUAAAUAUAAUGGAAGAUCCUAUCUACCUCACUGGUUAAAUGAUGAUUGUAAUAGAUUAAAUGGCACAGAUGGUUCAAUAUUCCCGCCACAUAUUGAAAAGAAUCGCAUUCUAUUCGUAUACGAUAAAGAUUUGUGCAGACUUUUACCACUUGUGUAUGAAAAAGAAGUACAAAUCAAGCAAAGCAUCGUUGGUUAUAGGUUCACACCGCCCGAAAAUGUAUUUUCAGACGUUGAAAGGAAUCCCGAAAAUAUGUGUUUUUGUCCAGCAGGACAACCUUCCUGUUCACCAAAUGGGCUAUUCAAUGUUUCCCUUUGUCAAUAUGAUUCCCCAAUUAUGCUGAGUUUUCCGCACUUUUAUUUGGGUGACGAAAAUUUUCUCUCUGCAGUGGAAGGAAUUUCACCACCCGAUAAGGAGAAGCAUAAAUUUUUCAUUGAUGUUCACCCGACGAUGGGAACAACAUUAAGAGCUCGUGCUCGAGUCCAGAUCAAUUUAGCUGUCAGUCAAGUUUUCGAUAUAAAACAAGUGGCUAAUUUUCCUGAUAUUGUCUUUCCCAUUUUGUGGUUUGAGGAAGGUAUAGACGAACUACCGGAAGAAAUAACCGAUUUGAUGAGCUUCGCCGCAACCGUGCCGCCAAAAAUGCGUUUGGGUAUUAUAAUUGGCCUAUUCUCAUUGGGUGCUUUUCUUUUCUCGCUUGCUUUAUUCUGUUUAAUAAGAAGCUCGAAUAGACAAAGCACACUUCACUUGGAAGGUUCUAAUUAUUUGGCAACAGCACAAUUCGAUUUGACAAAGAAGAAAGCUAAAGAGUCGAAAUAAAAAUAUUCUAUACUACGCGUAUUUUAUAUAAUUAUUAGAAACUUAGAUAAGGAAGCGGGAUAUGUACUAUACUUUAAUAAUAGGAGUUAAUGUUGCAUAUUUUUUAUUAUAAUUAACCUGUGUAAAUAUUUAUACAUAUAUGUAUGUGUACCCAUACUACGGGUAUUACAAAUAUAGUUUUGGGUUUUGUUUCCCUAAUAUACAUUUAUUUUUAUACAUAAUAUUAUAUUUAGCUUCGGUAGCAUUUUUUACAAAAGUAUUGACCAGACAACAGUAAGCAAUCUUGAUUUUUUUUUAAUUUUAUUUAAAUCACCUUACGUCUUAUUAUGAUGAUGAUGGCGAUAUUUUUAUAAUUGAAUAAAAACUUAUAAAUAUAUAUAGUACAUUUUUCCACAUAAUAAUAAAAGGAAAAAAAUAGUAUCAACAUUUUUUAAGAUUGAAUUUUAUUAACGGAUUCUCUUCAAAAACACAUAAUAGACCAGAAUUUUUUUAUUUUAAAAUGUUUACAAAUGUCCAUAGCAUAUGGGCAUGCUCAUUUUAUAAUAUUCAAGACUGAAUAGAAAAAGCGUCUCUUUUUGUCGUAACAAUUCUUUUUAAUAAAACUAUGAGCAUAGGGAAAAUACCUAAGUAUUUAAUGUUCAUAUUCUUUAUUUUUUUUUUGUAAUAUAAUAAGUAAUUUAAAAUUAAUUGAUUGAAAUGUAUCAAAUGGGCUUACCUGUACAUAAUGAAAGUCUAAAACUUAUUUUUUUUGUAAAAUUAUUUAUAUGUACAGAUCCAUAAAAUAUACAAGCAGUAUAGCAUAAGCAAUUUCAUUGCUGCUGCAUACUAAUAUAUAACGCUGAAAUACAUUUAUUGCUUUUAUCUAAAAUUCAAUGAUCACCUUUAAAUAUGAUAUGAUAUGUUUGAAACCAAUGAACACUACUUUUUUUGGAAAUAUGUCCUUAGCACUAUCCGAAAUGCACUAUGCAAAGCUGGUAGUAACGAUUUUAAAUUUCUAUUUUAAUUCUUAUGUACAUAUAUCUUUUAUUUGUUAGUUAAAUUAAGUAAGCUUAUUGUAAUAGUAGUCGUUUCUAUUUCUGUUGUAUCGUAAUCGUAUAUUUAUAAAUUUUUUACAUAAAAAUUUACAUAACAGAAUUCCAUACCAAAUUUUAGAAUUAUGUACAAUAGUUUUAAUUACAUUGCAUUGUAAUUGCUACUUUACAAAGUUUAUUAUACCUAUGUACAUGUCUAGAUCUUAAAAACUUUCAUAUGAAUUUAAAAUUUAUUCAAACAUACGUACAUAUACAGGUAUAUAAUAUGUACAUUGAUGUGUAUUAAAAUAUUGUAAUACUCAAUAAAAGGAAGUGGGUGUAAAAAUCUUAAUAUUUGUUAUGCAAUGUUACUCAUGUGUUUAGAACAAGGUAGUCUUAAAUAUGUAUAGCAAAUGUUGUUUUGGGAUUAUGUUUUGUGUUUAACUAGAAUAAAUAUUGUGUAACUUAUUUUA
Messenger RNA from Bactrocera oleae (olive fruit fly), 3502 nucleotides. RefSeq names its product epithelial membrane protein (gene emp). The record is from RefSeq and is a predicted model, not a curated record. Lineage: Eukaryota; Metazoa; Arthropoda; Insecta; Diptera; Tephritidae. Gene Ontology annotation, cellular component: membrane; cytoplasm. Gene Ontology annotation, molecular function: scavenger receptor activity.